UCCGCCCCUCAGCCUCUGUCGAGCACUCGGAAAACCUCUCCCGGCUUGCCGCGCUCCUCCAGCCGGGCUUUAAAGGGAGUCGGGGGCCGGGCGAGGCGGGGACCUCGCCGGAGCCGAGACGCAGGCAUGACGGCCGAGGAGCGCAGGAAUCUGCGCACCUUCGGAGACUACGUCAGGAAAACCCUGGACCCUACCUACAUCCUGGGUUAUAUGACCCCCUGGUUGAGGGAAGAUGAGAUGCAAUAUAUUCAGGCUGAGAAAAACAACAAGGGCACUGUGGAGGCUGCCUCAGCUUUUUUCAACUUCCUUGUGGAGCUCAAGGAGGAAGGCUGGUUCCGUGGCUUUUUGGAUGCCCUGCAACGUGCAGGUUAUACUGGACUUUAUGAAGCCUUUGAAAGCUGGGAUUUCCAAAAAAUUGAAAAAUUGGAGGAGCAUAGAUUGCUUUUAAGACGUUUACAACCAGAAUUCAAAACCAGUAUUAAUCCAUUAGAUAUUCUUCCUGAAAUAUCCCAGUGUUUAAUUAAUCAGGAAUGUGAAGAAAUUAGACAGGUUUGUUUCAACAAGGGGUCGAUGGCAGGUGCGGAGAAAAUGGUUGAAUGCCUCGUCAGAUCAGACAAGGAGAACUGGCCCAAAGCUUUGAAACUUGCUUUGGAGAAAGAAGAGUGCAACUUCAAUGAACUGUGGAUUGUAGAGAAAGGUGCAGAAGAUGUUGAAAUUAAAGAUCUUGGGGAUGGUGAAAUGGAAACUUCUGAAGUACAAAUAUUCUACCAGGAAGAACCAGAAUACCAGAAUCUUAGUCAGAGUUCAUGUCCACCUUCAGAAGUGUCUCAUACUAACUUGUACAGCCCCUUGAAGCCAAGAAAUUACCAAUUAGAGCUCGCUUUGCCUGCUCAGAAUGGAAAAAAUACAAUCAUAUGUGCUCCUACUGGUUGUGGAAAAACCUUUGUUUCCAUUCUUAUAUGUGAACAUCAUCUUAAAAAAUUUCCACAAGGACAAAAAGGGAAGAUUGUCUUUUUUGCAGUUCAAAUCCCAGUAUAUGAACAGCAGAAAUCCGUGUUCUCAAAAUAUUUUGAAAGGCUUGGGUACACAGUCGCAGGCAUUUCUGGAGCAACAUCUGAAGAGGUCCCAGUGAGACAGAUUGUUGAGAACAAUGACAUCAUCGUUUUAACUCCACAGAUUCUUGUGAACAACCUUAAAGAUGGGAUUAUUCCAUCACUCUCUGUCUUUACUUUGAUGAUAUUCGAUGAAUGCCACAACACCAGUAAACACCACCCAUACAAUAUGAUCAUGUUUAAUUAUCUAGAUCAGAAGCUUGGAGGAUCUUCAGACCCACUGCCCCAGGUCAUCGGGCUAACUGCUUCAGUUGGCGUCGGGGAUGCCAAAGACAUAACUGAUGCCAAGAUGUAUAUCUGCAAGCUGUGUGCUGCUCUUGACACAUCAGUGAUAGCAACAGUCAAAGACAACUUGAAGGAACUGGAGGAAAUUGUUAAUAAGCCCCAGAAGUUUUUCAGGAAAGUGGAAACACGGACUACCAACAAAUUUAAAUGCAUUAUAUCUCAACUGAUGGUGGAGAUAGAGAAGAUGGCAGAGAGUGUGUUUGAAGAACUUGGUACUCUAACUCUCGAAAGCUUAUCUCAUAUUCAAAAUAGGGAAUACGGUACACAGAAAUACGAACAAUGGAUUAUUGCAGUUCAGAAAGCGUGCAUGGUGUUUCAGAUGCCGGACAAAAAUGAAGAGAGCAGGAUUUGUAAGGCAUUGUUCUUGUACACUUCGCAUCUACGGAAAUAUAAUGAUGCCCUCAUGAUCAAUGAGGAUGCCCGAAUCAAAGAUGCUUUGGAUUUCCUGAAAGACUUCUUCACUAAUGUCCGAGCAGCAGGAUUUGAUGAGAUAGAGCAAGAUCUCACUCAGAGGUUUGAAGAAAAGCUUCAGGAACUAGAGUAUGUUUCCAUGGAUCCCAACAAUGAGAACCCUAAACUCCAAGACCUUUCCUUCAUCUUGCAAGAGGAGUACCAUGUAAACCCAGAUUCAAGAACCAUUCUGUUUGUAAAAACCAGAGCACUUGUGGAUGCUUUAAAGAAAUGGAUUGAAGAAAAUCCUAAACUCAGCUUUCUCAAACCUGGCAUAUUGACUGGACGUGGUAGAACAAAUCAGAAAAUAGGUAUGACCCUGCCAGCACAGAAGUGUGUUUUGGACACAUUCAGAUCCAACAGUGAUAGCAAGAUUCUGAUUGCCACCUCGGUUGCAGAUGAAGGCAUUGACAUUGCUCAGUGCAAUCUGGUCAUCCUGUAUGAGUAUGUGGGCAAUGUCAUCAAAAUGAUUCAAACCAGAGGUAGAGGAAGAGCAAGAGGUAGCAAGUGCUUCCUUGUGACUAGUAAAGCUGAUGUAAUUGAAAAAGAAAAAAUAAACAUAUACAAAGAAAAAUUGAUGAAUGACUCCAUUUUAAGCCUUCAGGAAUUGGAUGAAGCAGAAUUUAAAAAAAAGCUUCUCAUUAUACAGAAUCAAGAAAAAUUCAUCAGAGAUAAUGAAGGAAAAGCAAAACCUGAACCUGAUAAGAAAAAUAAAAAACUGCUCUGCAGAAAGUGCAAAGCUUUUGCAUGUUAUACAGUUGAUAUAAGAGUGGUUGAGGAAUCCCAUUACACUGUGGUUGGAGAUGCUUUUAGGGAGUGCUUUGUGAGUAAGCCACAUCCCAAACCAAGGACGUAUGGGAGUUUUGAGAAGAAAGCAAAGAUACACUGUGCCCGCCAGGGCUGCAGCCAUGACUGGGGAAUCUAUGUGAAGUAUAGGACAUUUGAGAUUCCAGUUAUAAAGAUUGAAAGUUUUGUGGUGGAGGAUAUUGCCACUGGAGCUCAGAGCCUGUAUGCAAAGUGGAAGGACUUUCAUUUUGAGAAGAUACCAUUUGAUGCUGCAGAAAUGUCCAAAUAACUUCAGGGCCUCAAUUUUCAGCUACAGGGAAUGGGUGACUUUGAGUGAAGAAGAACUUAGCCCCAGUGGGUAUAAUCAUGAAUCCUUUGUACCACUGUGAAGAUAGUUUACCUAAGGCUUGUAACUACUUAGCACUUUGAAUACUUACCACUUUGCUUCCUGUGUAUUGUUUCAACAGUUUGCAGUGUAUCUUAUAUGUAAAGCAGAAGGAGUAAACCACAGCACUGAGCAUUUCGUAGGCCAUUAACAGAGCUCAUAGUACCUGGGAAAAAUUAAAAAGCCUUAACUUCUGUUUCUGUCCUUCCCUUCCGUGCCAACUGCCAGUGUACACACAGUAGCCAAUCAAUAUACAUUGGGAUAAGUGAAUGAAUAAAAUGAAUGUCGAAAGGUU
Loxodonta africana (African savanna elephant) is the source of this 3313-nucleotide messenger RNA. RefSeq names its product RNA sensor RIG-I (gene RIGI). Gene Ontology annotation, molecular function: zinc ion binding; double-stranded RNA binding; single-stranded RNA binding. The record is from RefSeq and is a predicted model, not a curated record. Gene Ontology annotation, cellular component: cytoplasm. Bases 127 to 2922 code for a protein of 931 amino acids. The transcript is spliced from 18 exons. Gene Ontology annotation, biological process: antiviral innate immune response; cytoplasmic pattern recognition receptor signaling pathway. Lineage: Eukaryota; Metazoa; Chordata; Mammalia; Proboscidea; Elephantidae.